This is a messenger RNA of Oreochromis niloticus (Nile tilapia), 2604 nucleotides long. Its product is annotated as membrane progestin receptor alpha-B. The record is from RefSeq and is a predicted model, not a curated record. The coding region runs from base 172 to 1230 and encodes 352 amino acids. NCBI's taxonomy places the organism in Eukaryota, Metazoa, Chordata, Actinopteri, Cichliformes, Cichlidae. Gene Ontology annotation, cellular component: plasma membrane. The transcript is spliced from 2 exons. Gene Ontology annotation, biological process: response to steroid hormone. Gene Ontology annotation, molecular function: steroid binding; nuclear steroid receptor activity.
CUUCCGGCCGCAUUUCCAGCGCCUCGACGGUCGCUUCAGAAGAGCGAUUCAAUCUGUUGAACGUACUGUCUGCAGGCGGAGGAGGAAGGAGCGGUCGUUUUACCGGCGGACAUCGACAAAACCCAGGCUGGCAGGAACUACCCAGUGUGCAUCAGCCAGCUACUGACAAUCAUGGCAACCAUUGUGAUGGAGAGCAUCGGCCGAGUGUUCAUCAGCCUGCAACAGAUCCGGCAGGUUCCCCAGUUGCUGACUGACGCUGCACCCUCCAUGCCCGGCACCGUCAGAGACACUGAGGUUCCCUCCUACUUCCGGGAACGCUACGUCUGCACCGGCUAUCGUCCGCUCAACCAAAACUGGCGCUACUACUUCCUGUCCUUGUUUCAGCGCCACAAUGAAACCCUAAACAUUUGGACUCACCUGGUGGCAUUUUUAGUGUUGCUGAUUAAAUUGUGCCAGCUUACUGAGACUGUGGACUUUAUCAGUGACCGUCAUUCGUGGCCCCUGCUCAUCCUCGUCCUGUCCUCUUUGACCUACUCUGCAUUCAGUGUUGUAGCUCACUUACUGGGAGGAAAGUCCAACCUUGCUCAUUAUUGCUUCUACUUUCUGGACUACGUAGGGGUAGCGCAGUAUCAGUACGGCAGCGCUGUAGUCCACUUUUACUAUGCUGUUGAUGAAAGCGUCCAUGGACUGGUGAGUGGUAUCUUCAUGCCCACUGCCACAAUCCUCAGCUGCCUUUCAUGUUUGGGAUGCUGCUACGGCAAAUACUGCAACCACAGCCUACCAACGUGGGUGCGUAAGGUGUGCCAGGUGGUGCCUUCAGCACUCGCCUAUUCCUGGGACAUCAGUCCAGUGGCCAAGAGACUGUUCUUCUGGUCCAGCAGUGAUCCAGCCAUCAUCUACCACUUUGGCCAGGUGGCGUUCUUCCUCAGCUGUGCCUUCUUCUUCACCUGCCCUCUGCUGGAACGCUGUUUCCCCGGGCGGUGCGAUUUUGUGGGACAGAGUCAUCAAAUCUUCCACGUUUUCUUAUCUUGCUGCACCCUGUGUCAGAUCCAUGCCUCCUACCUGGACUUUGUGGGCCGCAGGAAGUUGUACUCAAGUCUGCACGGAAGUGGUGAUGCUGUUCUGUUUGUGGGGCUGUAUGUGGUCACUUUGAUUAUGUGUGUUGGAAUCGCUGCUUUAAUGCUAAGGAAAGUGAAACAAGUGCUGGACUUCAAAUCAAAGUCCAAAUAAUCAUACAAGCCUUCCUUUAGUGUCACUCCUUUGAUAGAAAGGGAACUGAUUAUUUUUGCAGCAUCAUAAAUAAAUAAGUAGCAAAUUGCAAGAGGGAUAAACAGUGAUAUUAGAAUUUUUAUAUUCUUAUGGAUUAUUUCUGAAUAACACAGAGUUUUUAUGUAUUAACAAAGCCUGGUGCUUUAUUUAAAAGAGUACAAUUCUGUAAGUUUAGCAAGAUCAUUAAAAGUAAAAAAUUAUUGCCUACAUGUUAUUCUGUCAAUUUACAGUAGUGUUAUAUAAACAGAUGAUAUGUACUUUGUUAAAUUGUCACGUUGUAGUUGUAAGGAUAUGUUUGUAGUAAUGUCUGGAGAGGAUCUUAAAAUGUGCAAGUAAUUAUUUUGGAUAUGUCCAAAGUCCCUGACUUUUCAGUUUUCAGUCAAAUGGCAAUAUUUUAUUCAGUGGAUGUUAUUAUAGGCCCUUGAAAGAUUGGUGACCUAUUCAGAGUGUACCGUGCCUUUUGGCCCAUGACAGCUGGGAUAUGUGAGGUCUGCCCCCCUGAUCCUGAAUUGGAUAAACAAAAGAAACUGGAUAUAUGGAUAGAGGGAUGGAUUUACGUUGGUUUUUAACAAUGUAACUAUAGGUAUUCUUUAAAGGUGAUUACUGAUCACAGCUAAAAUCAGUAUUUCUUUAGGAUAAAAAGUCUGCUACACAAUUCAUGUUCAAACACUACAGCAAAACCAAGUCAUAUUAUAAUAUAGUGUUGCCAGAGAGCUGCAGUAUUUCAGACCUUCACUUUGUGCCUUGGUAGGCAUUUUCUUCAGUUGCCUUGAAGGCUGAGUGUUAAUAUAAUGUGCAGAGUCUUCGAAGGAGAGCGUUGGGUUUCUGCAUGUAGGCUUUAAAGCUUUGAGGACACACUGGAAUGUUGACGUCGACUGCCAGUCUAAGAUUUAAACCUCAUUUUUUGUUGUUGUGCCACCACAAGUUUCAGCAUCAUAGCACUUUGGAAUAUGUAUUUAAUGUAUUUAAGAGAGCUAGAUUUUUUUUGUAUGAGGCAUUUAAUAUAUAAUGAAAAUCAUUUUCAGGUUGUUUUUUUUUUUUUUUUCAUUUUGUUUUUAUACCCUUGUAUUCUUCAAGUGUUUACCUUUACUGUAAUCACUACUGGCAGUGAUUGAUUGUGCCUUUUAAAUGUUAAAGAAAUGAUUAUGAAUGUCACAUAAGUGCAAAGCAAGGGAGGUUUUUGCUGGUGUUUGUGGGAGAUGAUAAUGCUACUGACCAAGAGGUAAACCAGUGGGAUUAGUCAAAUAAGCAUCUCUGGAGGCAGAAAUAGUCUUGUUUUGUUCUGUAUGUAACAAUGUGAAAUGUCUUUCAUGUAUUAAACCUUUUCUCUAUUCA